GCUAUAAGAAAAUCCUGUUAUCCCUACACUUUCCCAAAAUAAACAUAACAAAAACAUAUCACACUCUACAUCUACACCUACUAUUACCAGUAUUGUCAAUGAGAGUCAUGUUUUUAAGUUUAUUUAUGGAGUUAGAAGUAAAUGCUUCCUUCCGUCCCGAGCGGCCAUGUGGGACCGAGAGUUGGAAGGAACCACCUGUUGAAACCACUUUUCUGCAUUUUCCAGACUACAAGGAGUGAGUCACGCUUGUUUAAAGAUGGUGGUGCUGUCAGUGCUGCAGAAGGGCCUCAUAUCCUAUAAUGGCUGUCUGGCCUCCCACCCACUCGUCACCAAGUCGUGCACCAGUGCUGUCACAGCAGGCCUGGGGGACUACCUGGGGCAGCUCAUCAGCAGGCAGCAUGCUGUGGACCUCUGCAGCAUUGCCAGAUAUGCUACAUUUGGGCUGCUGGUGACGGGACCGCUGGCUCACCACUUCUACCUACUACUGGAUCAUCUGGUGAGGCCGGGAAAGAGAGGAGCUGCUAUCAAGAGACUCCUUAUAGACCGCUUUGGGUUUGCCCCCCUCUUGCUGUUCCUGUCCUUCUACCUACUGGCACGUAUGGAGGGCAAGAGUCAUGCGGGGGCCCUGAGGGAAGUGCGGGUGAAGUGGUUCCCAACACUUAAGAUGAACUGGAAGGUGUGGACACCAAUACAGUACAUCAAUGUGAACCAUGUGCCCCAGCAGUACCGCAGCCUCUUUGCCAAUUUUGUCGCCCUGUUCUGGAUCAUGUACCUGGCAAACAAGAGGAGACAGGCGGUGAAGAAGGAUUAAGAGGAUUACAAAGAAAGAAGGAAGAAGCAAGGAAUAAUAAGUGCAAUAAAGGAAGGAAAGAGGACAGUUUUCAAAGGCCACAGAGGUGAUUAGUGAAGUUCUUGUAUAGUUCUUGCCUUGACAGUCAGAGUGUUUGUUUAGUUAUUGCUGUAGUGAGUGUGGUCAGGGUGUCUUUGUAGGUCACAUCCCCUCCCCUGUUGUAGUCACACAUCUGGCAGUGCUACCUCAUCAUAAAAACAUAAAAACACAAGAAAUAAGGGAAGUUGCAAGAAGCCAUCAGGCCUACACAUGGCAGUUCCUGUGUAAAACAUGCCUACCUGCUUCCAACUAUCAUCCCUACCCAUAAAUUUGUCAAAUCUUUUUAAAGUUCCCUAAGUCAUUAGUGAUACCCAUUUGCAAUAGUUGAGACCAGUGCAGUCAUCCCUUGUUAGCUGCAGUUUUGGUUAUCACAGUUUCACUUUUACACAGAUUGCUGCUGACCACUAAUUCAAAUAGUGUAAGAGAUGAUGAGAGGCAGCCUGUGAGUGUUCAUUGCUUUUUUUCUUUAGCUAAAUGACAGAUAAAACAUUUAUUUCCAUGUACAUGCAGUUUUCCUUUACUUCAACAAGGCUUUUGGGGGCUCAGGGGUGUUCUUAGGGGGGCACUAAUUGUUGACAACUUUUCCUUAUCUACGGGUGUGUCUGUCACCACACACCCUUGGAUAACGAGGGAUGGCUGUAUUUACAAAUUUUCUCUCUUUUUAACGUGCUUACAAUUUUCAUUGACUCGUAUUUGAAUUUCUCACUCUUCGCUGAUUACAUUGAUGUCACUCAUGAUUGGAAACUUUACAUUAUAGUCACGCUGGAUUGGGCAGUGAUGGUGUCUUUUGUUCAUUGCUAAGACAGCACGACACACUACUACCACCACCAAUGCUGAGAGAUGGGGGUCAUGGCAUCCCCAGGCACCCCAUCCCCCUGGCACACCCCAACACACAGCACAGCCUCAAGUCCCCUCAGACACAACACUUACACACAUUUUGUUUUGUUGUGAGGAGGAAGUUUUCAUGAGUGUGUUGCAGGAAACUUGACCAACAGUGAAGGCAAAUCCACAAAUGUUAAGCAUCCUUUUAUAGUGCAAUGGAUGAUUAAAAGAUGUUAUUAAUGUCAUGGCCAAACAUCAACUGAAAACAUCCUAGACUGCGGUACAACUAUUUUUUAUUUAUUUUUUUAUGGAGUAGCACUGACCAAGAAAAAAAAAAAGGGGGGGGUGGCUCUGAGGUACUAGUCCCCAAAACAGUCAGAAACAGUCAUCAGAAAUUAGAGGAUAAGUGUCCUGAAACCUCCUUCCUGAAAGAGUUUGAGUUAUAGGAAGGAGGAAAUACAGAAACAGGCAAGGAGUUCCAGAGCUUACCAUGUCACCUUAUCCACAGCACUGACAGUAAGGGGUGUGGCCUAUCCAGGUAUCCUUAUGGCAUUCACAAUAGAGCCAUGAAGACAUCCUUGAAAACCCAGGUAACUUGCACUAGCUGUGAAAAAUAGUGAAGAUAGGUGUCAGAAUAUUCAAUGAGGUUUAUGAGGUUUUCAGUGUUCCCAUGAUGCUAAUGGUGGUUUAGGAGGCACUAGUGAAAAUUAUUUGGUUUUUCAUGAUUUUAACAAUAGUUUGAAAGGGUAGAGUGGAAGUUAUUGAAGUUUUUAAGGAAAUUUUCAUGAUGCUAGAGAUAGUUACCUGGCUGUAGUUGAAUUUGGAAUUUUUAAGGAUGUUUUCAUGAUGCUAGUGAUAGUUUAAUAGGUGUAAUGGAAGUUAUUCUGGUUUUCAAGGGUUUUCAUGAUUUUAGGGAUAGUUUAACCCUUUUAGUGCAAUAUGGAACACCAACACUUCAGAACAAAAUCUUAAUAAACAUCGACAAGAAAGAACAAAGGGAAUUAAAAGGAUAUAUUUAACCGUUUUUAGCAAUGUAAUGCUCAGAGGAGACUGUGUUGCAGGAAGGAAGACCUCAGCAUGGUUAGUAAUAAUGGAAGACCUAACCAAAUCACAGGGAAAGUUAGCAAGAAAAAUUGCUCACCAUCAAAAAGAAAAAAAAAAAAAAAAACAGAACCUGACCAAUCCUCUUGUAGCCUUUGAAAACAGUGCUGUGAGAGAACAAACCAGUGGAAAACAUGCCAUAAUUCACUCAUCCCUGGUACUUGAGUGGCAGAUAUGUCACCAUGUGUGUUUAGGUGUGCCCAGGUGUGUUCAUAAGGGUCACAACUAUGCAGGUACAGCUGUGGCCUGAAGUUAAGUGACCUGCCACCCUCACCUUUACCGUGUUCAGCAUUUUCCCUGUCUGAAGUGUCACCUCUACUAUACUGUGUUCAGUGUUUUCCCUCAGUCUGAAGUGUCACCUCUACUCUACUGUGUUCAGCAUUUUCCCUCAGUCUGAAGUGUCACUUCUGCUGUGAUCAAUGUUUUCCCUCUGUCUGAAGUGUCACCUCUACUAUACUGUGUUCAGCGUUUUCCCUCAGUCUGAAGCAUCACCUCUACUCUACUGUGUUCAGCGUUUUCCCUCCGUCUGAAGUGUCACCUCUGCUGUGAUCAGUGUUUUCCUUCAGUCUGAAGUGUCACCUCUACUCUACUGUGUUCAGCGUUUUCCCUCAGUCUGAAACCUAAUCUUAGAAUUAUGUAGAAUCUAUCAGUUGUCAGGCUUUGUAAUGUGACUACCAAUAUACCAGAGUUCUCAUGAUGGAGGGAAACUGCCAAGAUGAGUAGAAAAGAAUAAAGCACAUAAACAAACUUUUGGCAGUGACUGUACAAGCACUGAAUUCACAAAGCUGCGUUAACACCAAGUGAACUGAGCUUAAUUUCAUGUACUAUUUCACUUGAAUCACUUUGAGUCAGCACCAUUGCCUGAGUGAAUCCGAGUCAGCACUUCACGGGCAGACCCUCGGGGGUGUGUGUGUGUGUGUGUGUGUGUGUGUGUGUGUGUGUGUGUGUGUGUGUGUGUGUGUGUGUGUGUGUGUGUGUGUGUGUGUGUGUGUGUGUGUGUCCCUACCACAAUACUAUUAUUGCUGUGGCCAGGGUUGUGUAGGGGUGAGAGUGAAUGUAGCCAGGAGUGUCAGUGCUAAGGAAUAUACUACCUUUACUACUACUACUCCUCCUCCUCCUCCUAUUGCUGUACUGUUCUUACUACUACUACUACUACUACUACUACUACUACUACUACUACUACUAUUACUACUACCACCACUACCACCACCACUACUACUACUACUACUACUACUACUACUACUACUACUACUACUACUACUACUACUACUACUACUACUACUACUACUAACCCUAUAUCUACUAUCACUAAUUACUACUACUAUGGCUACUACUACUACAGCUACUGCUACUACUACUACUACUACUACUACUACUACUACUACUACUACUACUACUACUACUACUACUACCACCACCACCACCAUCACCACCAUCACCACCAUCACCACCACCACCAUCACCAUCCAGCACUCAUUAAAGAAGGCAUCCAAACACAGUUUGAACACUCAGCCAUCAAAACAACCGCCACUGCUAAACUUGGACAUCAGCAGCAACACACACACUGGACAGAAUAUGCCAGCAAGCAUGAUGAAGGGAAUGCUGGUGACAAAGUUAUCAUCUCACAAGAAACAUCAAGGGUGGGAGGAAUAGGCCAGUGUGAUAGUUGAAGAGGCGACAACACCACACUGGGAGGAUUAUACAUCACAUGUGCCAGUUUAGGUUGAAUUUAUGGAUGGAUGGUUGCUUGGAAGGUAGAUUGGAUGGUUAGCUGGAUGGAUGACUGACUGACAAGAAGAUACAAAAUUAAAUGAGUGACUGAUUGAUUGGCUGGCUGGUUGGUUGUGUGGCUGACUGUAUGGCUGACUGACUGGCUGGCUGCAUGGCUGUAUGGCUGACUAACACGAGCCCUGUAGCACUAAAGAGAUAAGGACAUCUGGUGGCAAGGUGUCUUUUACUUUGUUGACUCACCAUGAAAUGAAAAAAAAUAUGACGAGAAAAAAAAAGUCUGCACCAGUGACUGAACUGCCUCGAGUCGCUUGGUGUAAACGCAGCCUUACUUUGCUCAAUGACAGUCUUUCAGAGGAGACUUAAGGUCCAUAUCAAACACUUUGUUCUCACCAUGACUAUUUUCAAAGGCCACAGAUUAUUAGUUUUCAAGAGUGUUUCUCUUGUUAAUAAUAUAUGAAUCUUUUUAAUCUAGAAGCAUUAAAACACCCUAAAAAUUUGUGUAACUUCAUCUAGAGCCUUUUGAAAGUAGUGGAGGUGCAGCACAGGUGUUUCAGAAUGUGGCUCAAUGUGUUAGGUUAGGUUAGAACAUAAGAGAAGCUGCAAGAAGUCGCCAGGCUUACACGUGGCAGUCCCUUCCUAAAAAAAAUAACGGAAGCUGCAAGAAGCCACCAUGCCUUCAUGAAACAUUCCUACCUUCUUCCCUCUUUGUAAGGUUAGAUGGUGUAUUUUUGUACAGGUGCUCGUAGAAGUGAUGUCACAAGGCCCAGUGAAUUUCUCAUGUGUGAAUUGGAUACAAAUUAAUGCAUGGAAUAGUGGAGUGGUUGAUGUCGGGGGUGUUGUGUCAUGGUGUGGCUGUGUGAUCAUGAUUUCUUGUAUACUGGUGCUACUACUACUACUACUACUACUACUACUACUACUACUACUACUACUACUACUACUACUACUACUACUACAACCAUUACUACAACUUUGGCUAUUACUAAUCCUCUACUAUUACUCCUACUUAUACUGUUAUGCUACUACUACUACUACUACUACUACUACUACUACUACAACCAUUACUACUAUUUUGGCUACCACUAAUCCUCUACUACUACUACUACUAAUAAUACUGUUAUGCUGCUACUACUACUACUACUACUAUUACUACUAGUACUAGUACUACUACUACUGUUAUGCUGCUACUACUACUACUACUACUACUACUACUACUAAUAAUAAUAAUAAUAAUCUACCACUACCAUUACUACUAGUACAACAACUACAACUACUGGUGUUGAAUGCAUUUACUCUGUUAUGUUUGAAAUAUUAUACACACAUACAUAAUUACUGUACUGUUAUUUUAUUCUUGUAAUGGAGAUAAAUAUAUUCCUCAAUAUAAUUGGA
Messenger RNA from Scylla paramamosain (green mud crab), 5929 nucleotides. RefSeq names its product peroxisomal membrane protein 2-like. Bases 257 to 811 code for a protein of 184 amino acids. NCBI's taxonomy places the organism in Eukaryota, Metazoa, Arthropoda, Malacostraca, Decapoda, Portunidae. Gene Ontology annotation, cellular component: membrane; cytoplasm. The record is from RefSeq and is a predicted model, not a curated record. The transcript has 6 exons.